Aspergillus melleus is the source of this 324-nucleotide messenger RNA. It is a transcript of the gene VMA21, whose product is annotated as vacuolar ATPase assembly integral membrane protein VMA21. Gene Ontology annotation, cellular component: endoplasmic reticulum membrane. The transcript is spliced from 3 exons. Gene Ontology annotation, biological process: vacuolar proton-transporting V-type ATPase complex assembly. The record is from RefSeq and is a predicted model, not a curated record. Bases 1 to 324 code for a protein of 107 amino acids. NCBI's taxonomy places the organism in Eukaryota, Fungi, Ascomycota, Eurotiomycetes, Eurotiales, Aspergillaceae.
AUGGCCAGUCGUCGCCCUCACUCCCAAUCUCCAGCAGAUGCUGUACCCCCAUCAGUAUCCGAGAAACCGUCGGAUUCUGACGUUACGCCUGCAGUCCCCACUCAUGUGAUCUUCAAACUGCUCGGGUUCACGGCAGCUAUGAUCUCCGCCCCCAUCGGCAUGUAUUUCAUAUCAGUAUCUUUUGGUUCGAGCGCAACCAUUGCGGGCGUCUUUGCAGCCAUUACCGCAAAUAUAGUCCUCUUCGCCUACAUCUUCGUCGCGUGGCAGGAGGAUCAAGAAGAGCGGGAAGCCUUGGCAAAGAAGAAGGAAAAGAAGGCCCAGUAG